This is a messenger RNA of Paramuricea clavata, 3074 nucleotides long. The record is from the annotation of a GenBank genome assembly. Lineage: Eukaryota; Metazoa; Cnidaria; Anthozoa; Malacalcyonacea; Plexauridae.
AUGGCGGAGAACGCUGUUAGUCAAGCUCUUAAAAAGAUUGAAAUCUUUGUUGAGGGCUUUCUUUCGUCCCCAAAUGGAGAUUCGUAUGGACUGGUGGAGUAUUUAGUCGCUGACGAGGGGAAAUUAAAGUGGUUGGGCUCUCUGGAGGACUUAAAAUUGUUUAUCGAAUCUUCGCUUCGCAUCGACGGUAGAUGGUCAUCACCGGGUGGCAACGCCAAAAAAUUUACGCUCAAAUCAGUCGAACCUGAUCAGCAGUUUGGCUUCGUUUGGUAUUGCAGAAAGCAGAAUACGAUAGUGUUUCAGGGCGAUCCUGAGAGCGUUGAAGCAGCGAAAUCAAAACUUAUAUCGAUUGCAAACAAACAUGUAAACAAAGAGACUACAUCGAUCGCGGUGAGUGAACAGUUAUUUGAUCAGGUGGACCUACAAGUGCGUGGAGUUGAUUGUGAUGGUCCUGAUCGGCGGGAGCAAGACCUGAACGUAACUUUAGUGGUUAAUGAAGAGAGCCAGACUGAACAUACUUCGAGUUUAAUAAAUGGAUCAUCGACUCAGUAUGUAUGUGCGUGUACAUGUAGUCAAGGUGAAAUUAUUGCAGAAAUAGAGGGUAUUAAGCUAGAUUUGGCGAUCUUUAAGUCGCAGUCUUGUUUUGGUACAGAUAAUCAAUACGAUUCUUUGCAAUCCAACGUUAAGUCAUUGCAACUUACACAGAAAUCCCUUAAAAAUAUUAUUAAAACUCAAGACGAGACAAUAAAUUCACUUCAACAAGAAAUAUUUGUAUUUAAGUCCAAGCUUUUGUCCUUGGAAACGCUAUUGUUUAAUGUUAAUCCUCAAUUGAACGCUUCACUUGAUCUUGAUAGCCAGAUACAAUGCACUGCGAAAAUAAAUCCCCAAGGGUCCAAUAAUGAUGUUGGAAAGAGUAAUUGCGAAAUACUAUUACCCACGCACUCGAAUAAUAAUCAGUCUACCAACGAAAAUCUACCAUCUGAAAAUGGUAUGACGAUUUGUAGUUCGCCAAAAAGUUAUCUUAAUAUCAAUGCUAAUGACCCUUCUCCACUUGUGAGUGAUGUUGUUCCUGUCCAACCUGCGAGUAAUGCAGACUUAAUGCCUAAAAGUUCUCUUGGUGUAGAAGUUAAUGUCUCUGUCCCAAAUGUGAGCGAUGCAAACUUACCGCCAUCCAAUGAGAUGCAAGUUCCCAAAAAUGAAACGCCUUGUCCGUUUAUUUUGCGGCGUGGCUGGUGCUUAAAAGGUGAACAGUGCGACUUUUCUCAUCGAAAUAUGGUUAAUAAUGAUCAAGCUCGCCAGCAUUCCGACGAUAAAAAAGGCUCCAUAUUUUGUCCGUUUCUACGUAAGAAGGGCUAUUGUUUGAAAGAAUCCAGAUGUGAUUUUUCCCAUGUCGAACCCUAUUCGUAUCCAACUGGAAAUCAUCCGGUAACAAAUGAUAACUUACAAUGCCCCCAAUUACAUCCUUUUUUAGGAAGUCAGGACCUACAAAAUAUUCCGACUUUGAUGCGCCAACUCGAAACAAGAUUACAGAGUCUCGAGUAUGCUCAAAUACCUCACCCCCCUUACCACCGGUAUUCAGUGUCUCAACCGCUGUUCCCUCCACCAAAAUCAAUGUAUCCACGACCACUAAUGAUGACCCCAGUUCAUCCCCCUCAGUAUUUACGUCGCCCACGCGACAAAAUGAACGAGCAGUAUCCCCCAAAUUACCUUCUGCGCCCACGCGACAUAACGAACAAGCAGUAUCCCCCAAAUUAUCUUCCGAGGCCAUGGUUACCCCAACCCUGGCCAACACACCCACCAUUUCCACGUCGUAUGUAGCUCGUGAUAACAAUUUCCCGCUCCCUACCCUGCUGGUGGCCAAUGUCCGUUCUAUAAUUAAUAAAAUAGACGAACUAGAGUUGGUAGCUCAAAUUAACCAAGUUGAGGUCAUAUGCAUUACUGAAUCUUGGCUUAACACCUCUGUUGUGGACUCAAUGAUUUCGUUAUCGAACUUCAUUCAAUUCAGAAAUGAUCGCACAUACUCCUGCGGUGGCGGCGUUUCCAUUUAUAUUAAAGAAGAAAUUUACUGUAGGAGGCUCGAGCAUUUCGAGGAUUCAGCCAUUGAAUCCCUAUGGUUACUACUUAGACCUAAGCGUUUACCAAGAUCUAUAUCCGCUCUUCUAAUUGCAGUCAUUUACCACACCACCUCCUCCGGCGCCAACGAGAACUUUGAACUGUACAACCAUAUCCAGCGUAAUGUCGAAUCCUUCCUUUCUCUGCAUCCUGAUGGUCUCGUGUUUGUGACUGGGGAUUUUAACCCUGUCAGUACAUUAUUUGAUGAAAAACGGUUGAAAAGAUUGUCUGGUUUAACUCAAAUUAUUAAUGUCCCAACACGUCACAACGCCAUAUUGGAUUGGUGUCUCACAAAUGCCAAGAAAGUCGUUUUUGAUGUAAGCCAGCUUCCUCCUAUUGGCUCGAGCGACCAUAAUGCCAUUUUAAUAAAACCCCAUAAAGAUCGUCUGGAGAAUUCGUGUAAUAAACAAGUAUGCAAAAGAGAUUUAAGAGAUAGCAGUAUAAGACAUUUUGGUCAGACUAUUACAUCUACCGAUUGGACGGAGAUAUUCGAAAUACCUGAUCCUAACAUGAAGUACCGGAGAUUUAAUGAGGUAGUUUCUGCAAUGAUGGAUUGUUUUUUCCCCAAUAAACCAACUAGUGUUAGGGAAUCUGAUAAACCAUGGAUGACGUCAUCGCUUAAGUCCUCCAUUAGUAAGCGACAAAAAUCACUUCAUAAGUACGGAAGAAAUUCACAAGCAUAUAGAUUUUGGCGCAAUAGAGUUCAACGGGAUGUUAAAGUGGCACGUAGAAAGUACUAUGCCAAUUCCGUGCAGAAGUUGAAAAGUGCAAACCCUUCCAGAUGGUGGAAAAAGGUUAAAUCCAUAGGGGGCCUCUCUUCUCGGGAAUCUUGGGUACAUCAACUACUUUCUGAAGUAAACCCCACCUGUGAGGACCUUGCUGAGUCAUAUAACGGAUAUCUUGUUGGACUUACUUCGCAUUUUAAACCCUUGUUAGAAUGCACCGAUGACCAGGAGACAGAA